AUACAGUAUGCUGAUCAUGCGUGGGAGAUCGUACGACAAUUACGUAGUAAUUCCACAGCGACGGUAUUUUGUAUUCGAAUAACCUCAUUGUAUCCGCUUCUAUUUUGUUUAUGAUGUAUUUACGAUAGUUUGUUUACAAGCAAACAACAAUUUGACGAUCCACUGUUCUGUGAUAAAGAUAACGGCGACAUCUAUACGUAUAGUUUUGCUAUAAAUUGAAUUCAUUCAACCCGAUUGUAGUUGUAAAUCUGGAUUUCAUAUCACGGAUAAUCGGCGCAACGAAGGGUUAUGAACAUGGAGUCCUCAUGUUAUCAGCUCAUUAUUCUAAUCAGUCUGGUUUCCAUAGAAGCAGCAAGUAUUUCGCUCAAUCAAGACGGAGAUCAUGUUUGUGAAUCCACUGAGAGCUACUUAGGGUCCUACGCAGCCUCGUAUACAGUUCCCUAUGAACAAGUGUACUAUACCACCUGCACGGAUAUACGUAGCCUUUUUAAGUGCACAAGAAGAAGGCUGCUCUACCGUAAGGCAUAUCGGCAGGAGGUACGUACACUUUACAGAACUCGACGAGAAUGUUGCACAGGGUAUGCGCAAAGUGGAACAAACUGUAUUCCUUUGUGUUCCGAGAGUUGUCUUCAUGGUACAUGUGUGUCACCAGACACGUGUGCAUGCGUUUCAGGUUUCCGUGGACAACAAUGUGAGAGCCCUUGCAAGGAUGACCUCUGGGGUGUGGACUGUGCAAAUAAAUGCCAGUGUGCUAAUGGAGCUUCCUGUGACCCGAAGACCGGAGCAUGUCUCUGUACCCCUGGAUUUAAAGGUGAAUCUUGUAAUAAUACAUGUAGCAACGGUUAUUACGGACAAGAUUGCGCCCUCAGAUGUGAAUGUAAGAAUGACGCACUUUGUGACCCAAUCAGUGGGAUGUGUACCUGUAAACCUGGUUUCACUGGACCAUAUUGUGAAUCAACUUGUCCAGGUGGAACACAUGGCUUAAAUUGUGCUUUAGAAUGUAGCUGCCAUCAUGGAUCAUGCCAUCAUGAAACAGGGAAAUGCACAUGUGAUGCUGGAUGGAAGGGUGAAAUUUGCUCCAUACCUUGUAACCAAGGCACUUAUGGUAUCAAUUGCACUGAGAGUUGUAAGUGUGAAAAUGCAGCAUCCUGUGACGUAGCAACAGGAGCUUGUACGUGUCUUCCUGGUUACAUUGGCGAAAGGUGCAAGGAAAAGUGCAAGCCAGGGUUUUACGGUAUUGACUGUCAACAACCUUGUGGCUGCCAGAAUGGAGCAUCAUGCUCACAUACCAAUGGAGAAUGCGAGUGUUUACCUGGAUUUGCAGGUUUAAAGUGUGAACAGGAUGAAUGCAGUGCAUGGAAGUUUGGAGGGGACUGCACUCAGGAUUGUACAUGUAAUAAAGAACACUCAACACGAUGUCUGAGCCACACAGGAGAGUGCAUCUGUUCUCCGGGAUACCAGGGUAGUGUCUGUCGGUCACCAUGCCCCUUGGGUUUCUACGGUCUGGAGUGUAAGGAGCCCUGUGGGUGCAAACAUGGGGGAAAAUGCAACCAUAUUGAUGGAUCUUGCACCUGCACAGCAGGUUGGCAUGGUGACCAUUGUGAGUUACCCUGUUCCUCUGGCUCUUAUGGAAUGAAUUGUGACCUUGUGUGCAACUGUUUGAAUGAGGCUACAUGCAACAAUGUAGACGGCACCUGUGCAUGCGCACCAGGUUGGGAUGGAAUCAUUUGUGAAAAGCCUUGUCCAACUGGUUUUCAUGGCGAAGGCUGCAGUAUGGCAUGUGAUUGUGAUAAUGGGGCGCCAUGUGAUCCGGUGAAUGGGACGUGUAUUUGCCCUGUGGGAUUCACUGGUGAAAGAUGCCAGGAGCAGUGUCAGCCGACCCUGUUUGGGAUAGACUGUCAGAAUAAUUGCAGCUAUUGUGGGGAAAAUUCGUAUGGUUGUGAUAAUGUAAUUGGUCAGUGUAUCUGUCUCGCUGGUUACAGUGGUGUGAUAUGUAAUAGUACCUGUCCCCUUGGCUACUGGGGACCACAGUGUGAUCAGAUUUGUAAUUGUAAAAACAAAGGGUCAUGUAAUCAGUUUGAUGGUUCUUGUAUCUGUCCUCCAGGGUUUUCAGGCAAAUUUUGUGAAAAGUUGUGUGAUGAUGGAUUCUAUGGCUACCAGUGUGAUUAUGCUUGCCCUGAUUGCCCCACUGGAACCUGCCAUUCACAGAACGCAAGUUGUGUAUGCCCCACAGGGUUUACUGGCCCAAAAUGUUCUCAGACCUGUGAUAAUUACAUGUAUGGACAUGACUGUGAGAAUGUGUGCCAGUGUUUGCAUCGUGCUGACUGUAAUGCAGUGAAUGGCGAAUGUUUGUGUCAACCAGGUUUUCAGGGGCUUUACUGUGAAACAACAUGCAAUCCAGGUUUCUAUGGAUUUGAAUGUGCUAACGAAUGCAAAUGUCAAAAUUCAGUGACCUGUGACCCUUAUGAUGGAGAAUGUAUAUGUAAGCCAGGGUGGCAUGGUGCAUUUUGCUCUAUAGAAUGUCCUGAUGGAAUGUAUGGCGUAAACUGUACUGAGCAGUGUAAAUGUGAGAAUGGGGCAGUUUGCAACCCUACCACUGGAGAUUGUAUAUGUACACCAGGUUGGAAAGGACCAGUGUGUAGCAUACCAGCGUGUGGUUUUGGAUUUUAUGGACUAAACUGUAAAGAAAAAUGUGAAUGUGCAAAUGAUAAAUUCAUCUGUGACCCUAUUUAUGGUUGUGUCUGCCCUGAUACCCUAAAAGAAGAUUGUGUUCCAAAGAUCAAGGGAAAUGUGGAUACAUUGACAACUGAAAAAGAAGGAGGUUCAUCAUACAUCCUACCCCUUGUUAUCUCUUUCCUCAUCAUCAUCCUCCUUGUAGUAAUAAUCCUGUUUCUCAUACUGAGGCGUCGUAGAAGGGAGAAAAGUGCCAUUCCAGCUGUAUCGUAUUCAGCAUCAGCAAACAAUAGCGGACGCAUUUAUACGCGAAUACCUUGUGGUGAUGAUUACAGCUUCCAUGCAGAUAGAACCACAAACCAUUAUGACACCACCAUGGACUUCAACCCAUGUACUGUUCCCGUUGGAGGUGCCCCUAAGAGUUCAAUUCGCAUGCAGAACAAUGACCUCUUCGAUGAGCCCUUAAAGAAAGGAGUAGAAUCCAACAAUGUUGAUGUCAAUGGUGCUUGUGGUGGUAAAGAUAUCUCAAUAUAUGAAAAAAAUGCUGAUGCAGAUUACUAUAAUCCACGUAAACCGCCACCAAUUCCUGCUCAUGCUAAUAUCAAUUAUUUUGAUGGUGCAAGUGUUAGCAAAAUUCCACAUGAAAAAAAUAAUUUGUUUUCUGAGAAAUCUAAAGAGCAGCUAGUUAAUGGAGCUGCAGGAGGUGCUAGCCAAUCACAAGGCAGCCAAAAUUACUACGGCAACCCACCACAUCAUCCAUCUGAUGUUCAAGCCUAUGAUAUUCCAAGACCUCAGCAUGUUUACUCUGAAAUUCCUGAAAGCUAUGAGAAUGUGUCUGUUGGAGCUUAUGGCUACACAUCAAUUUGAUAACUGCUACCAAUAUUACCACCAAACCACUUAUUACAGAAUAAUCAGUUCUAUAUUUUAAUACAUUCUAGUGAAAGUCAUUAAGGUCAUUUUCUUGAUUAAUACUUAUGUCAGUAAAGCAAAAUAAAAUAAAAACAAAAUAAAGCACACAACUAGGUAUCUGGCAUAAAUUGAUCACAACAAAAGAAGAACGAAUGUACCUUAACCAGCAAUAUAUCCCAACUUGAAUCCAAGAAUUGCUUGUGGAGCGAGAAUGCCACCCUCAGUCGAGGAGAUAGGGCAGGAGACAAUCUACGUAUGGCUUAAAGGCAGGCCUGUUAUAAAGACUGGGAAUUAUUUGGCAUACCAACUGUCCCAUAGAUGCCAAGUUAGCGAGAGAAUAACAAAGUAUAGUAUAUUUUUUAUUAUUGACAAUAUUUGAUUUAUGCGUGAGAUUUUGUCCUCAAGCGUGAGAUAGACUGGAAGCGCGGGACCCUCACGCUGAAUGUGUCAGCCUUGACGUAUAUGCUGUCCAACUACUAAUUGUGUGCAACUUAUUAAAUAAAAACUCCACAAACCUACCUUCAAAACUAAAAUAGUUUAUGUAGUGUGCAUUCUUAAUAAAGUGUAAUAUUAAGCAGACCCCCAGAGGGUGGUAGGCAGGUUCUGACAUAAAUCACAUUUUUGGAGAGAAAAGGGGGCUUUGACACUGAAAGAUUAGUUGUUGGCGAUGGCAAGUCAAUUUUUGUGUGUAAUGAGUCCAAGCAUUAUGCAAUUUUUUUAAAAUUAUGUUUGUUGUGGCUUAAACCCAGUUUAGUAUAUAUACUCAGCUAUAUACUCAGAGAUAUAAUGUUAUAUAGGAUACAUGCUAAAUGUUAGACAGGCUUUCUGAGAUAUUUUCAACAAGAUACCGUCAUUUUUAAAUGAGCGAAUACAAACCUUUGCUAAAAGGUGGUACAAUUUAUACGCAAACAGUAAAACUCUCUUCGUACAAUGUUGUGUUGUAGAAGGGUCAAAGUUAGUGUCCUACACCAUGGGGUCUAGGACAAACCAAAUAACGAUGUCACUGGGUGAAUGUAAGCUGAGCCCACUGUAAUGCUGUGCAACAGCUACUUUGUAAAUAGUAAUUAUACUGUAUAUAUUCAUAACAUAUUGAAAAUCUGUCAUAACCUAUUUGUUGUAGGCUACAUUGUGCUUUCUUAAUGGUGUUAGUAAAGUUGAAGAAAAAUAUAGGUUGUGAGUGGUCUAUCUAGCAACAUAAUUUGUAAAUAAAUACAACAUUUGUAAUAAGAGGAACAUGAUUCUGGAUGAAAUUGUCAAUUGUGACAGUCAAAAACUAUUAAGGAGGAAAAAUUCCUAGUACCCUUGGACACGCACUGAAUGUGCUUGACCAUUUUGAGAAAGAGUUAACAGCUCAAUAUUUUACAUGCCAAAUUUAUUUAUGUAUUUUAUGUUUUGUUUGAUUAACAGACCUCUAAUUUUGGUGCAUUUUAUGUUCAUGUAUGUAAACAUUAUAGUGGUUUGAAAAAAUAUAUUGUUGAAUAUAUUUAUACUUGAGGGCAUUACCUUAUAUGUACGCACUGUAGUUUGGUAUGCUCUGUAGCAGAAAAGUCUAUGAUUAAUCUGUGCAAUGUGGAAAAUAAUCCUGCCAAAUUUUCAAAAUAUUAUGCCCUUUAGAAAUGUAUGUUUAAAAUGCUUUUGUUGAAUUAAUUUUUGAAGCAGUGGCACACACAUAUCCUUAGUAAUCCACAAAUUUAUAAAUGAUCAUAAAAUAGCUCUGUGGUUAAAUAGAUAUGAAUUAGAACCUCUCUGAAACGAUGUACAGUAAAUCAUCUUUUGAUGCCAGUGAAGAAAGUCAAUGUGGGGCUGGGGAUUAUAUCGCAUGAGAUUUUUCUCUGUUCCACCAGGCCUCAGGUUUCUACUGGUGGUGCUUUAAUGAACACACUCCCUGCCAACCUUGUCUGAUAUUUUAUGGUAAUAUAAGGGGAAAAAUGUGAGUGUGUAUGCAUGUUUAAUUUUGGUUUAUAAGACUUGUUUUUUGCAGAAAAGGGUAGAUUCCUAUUGUUCUUAAUUUAAUGUUAAGUGCAUCGAAGCUCCGGCAUUUUGCACUAUAGAAGUCUAACAUUAUAUUAUAAUAAUACUUAUAAUGUGGUUAUAAUUGUUUGCACUUUAAUACAGAAAUUUAUGAGCUUUAUAAUAAAAUCUGAACAUAAAUUUGCUCAUUCAGAAAAUGCUUUUAUUCAACUAUCCAGAUGAAGCUGUAGAUUGGGAGACAUAUUUGUUUGCUUGCAUUUCAAUACACACUAAAAACCUUAUAAUUUAGGCCAAAGAAAGUUUAUGUUACACAAGCUAGACUGACCCUAAACCUCAAGAGAUAUGAUGGAUGGCAAUGAACCAUAGGAUUAGUCAUAAGCCUAUGAUGAACCAUAGGAUUAGUCCUAAGUCUAUAGUCAAAACAUCCAGAUCGACCUUGAUUUUUCAAAUGUUACUUGCUUUAGGCAACACAAUAAUUUGUGUUUGGCCUUAGAUGAGACAUAUUAUAAUAUGUUUGUCAGAUUUAUAUAAGCAUGUAUUUAUAUGUAUAUAUUUAUUAGUUAUUAUAUAAGUAUAUUAUAAAAUUUAUAUAAGUGUAUAUUUAUAUAAGUAUA
Molecule: messenger RNA, 6167 nt
Organism: Anneissia japonica
Lineage: Eukaryota; Metazoa; Echinodermata; Crinoidea; Comatulida; Comatulidae
Product: multiple epidermal growth factor-like domains protein 11
Exons: 27
Coding region: 289-3540 (1083 amino acids)
Molecular function (GO): scavenger receptor activity; protein binding
Source: RefSeq, a predicted model, not a curated record